Harpegnathos saltator (Jerdon's jumping ant) is the source of this 2118-nucleotide messenger RNA. RefSeq lists its product as uncharacterized. The record is from RefSeq and is a predicted model, not a curated record. Lineage: Eukaryota; Metazoa; Arthropoda; Insecta; Hymenoptera; Formicidae. The transcript has 4 exons. The coding region runs from base 1 to 2118 and encodes 705 amino acids.
AUGGAGGUGGGAGACACGGACGUGGAAAUGGCCGUGGAUGACCAGCCAGGUCCGAGGCGCCUAGGAAGACGAGAGGGACUUCGCAGCGCCAGCAGAUGCGACAAGGAAGUUGCGGAGACUCCAAAAUAUAAACUGAGGUCGGGUACGCCCAGUAAUAAGAGGAGGAAUGAGUCUUCCUCUGAAGAUGAUUAUGGUUCCUCUGAGCAGAAUGACAGAUGGGAAAUUCCAAGAAAAUCUGACGGGGAUAAAGCCUUUCAAGCUCAAAGGAAGAUCUUUGAGGAGAAGAAGAGGGAGGAGGCUUUACUGAAGGGCCUGGAAGAUCCGAGGAAGGAAUUCCAGGAUUGCUCCAGUAACCGUAAACACCGAGCAGAAUUGCAACGUGUUACGGAGCACAUGGAGGAGGUCCUUUUCAGGGAUAUUACUGCCUCGGAGUUGGAGGCAGCAACAAAGGUACUGGGCUUUUCGCUUCGCUCGAAGAACCUGAAUGGCAUCCACGUCAAGGUGCUUCGGGACGCCUCGACAGCCAUUGCAGCAGGUGCCACUUUGAUGGCACAGCGCAUGGCCUCAAGUGAAUGUGGGGAGAACCACGACAUCCUGGAAGAGCUGAGAGCAGAGAACAUGCAGCUCCGCACCAUGCAGGGUGAAAUGACAAAAAGGAUGGAGGAAAUGGAGAAGGCACUCAGGAGUAUAAAGGAGGCAUCUCCUUCAAAGGAGAUAUCCCCCUCGCCUCCGGUGCAAGAAAAGAAUGUGCGGAGUUCAAGGGUGGCACCGCCAUCAAUGGUAGUACCCUCCUCGCCUCCAUCACAGGGCAACAAGCAACGCGGUAUAAAGGGGGCAUCGUCGUCAACGGCGAUAGCUCCCUCGCCCGCAGUGCCAGUCAGGGAAAAGGAAAGGACAAUGGGGUACAGGAACAGGUGCAUCAUGCCCCCGUCGGCGGACCUAGAGGAGGAGGAAAUGAGUCCGGUGGGAUGGAUAGACGAACUGCAGAAAGGACAAAUCAAACAAGGUAAAACCCAUCCUGUACAGUAUAGGAAAGAAGUGUCCAGGAAAGGUAACAAACCUGGCCCGACGGUAAGGGAAAUUGUCUCGUUAGACGUCAAGGUCAGGCUUGAUAAAAUAGCCAUGCGAGGGCAAACUAAGGAAGAAACUAUGGAGGAUAAAAUAACCUCCAUGGUUCAUAAGGCAAUGGAGACAUGGGCAUCGCAGAAGGAUAAAGCGCACCCGAUAUCCAACAAUGAUGCUCAAGAGGAAAACAGUCAGAGAAAGACAAGGAAGGGAAAGAAGAGGACAGCAAGAAAAAAAAAUAGAAACGGGAGGUCAGGAAACUUGGGCUCAGGUUGCGAGACGCAACAAAAAGCCCAAGGAGAAAAGAAAGAGGAGGAUAGAAAAAAGGGAAUUGAAUCCGGGAAGGAAAUGGGAACGACUGGGACGGACAACAAGAAACCCAGGAAGCCCAGACGCAAGGUCCCAAGUACGGCGGCAGUGUCAAUCACCACCGAAGAUGGCAAAUAUAAGGAGGUCUUGGCUGAAGUCAAAAAGAAAAUAAAUAUUGACAACAUGGGGAUCACGAAGAUUAAGACGAGGCAGGGUGCCAUGGGGGCCCUGAUAUUAGAAAUCCCCGGAGAAGAUAAGGACACCAAAGCUGAUCUCCUUGCCGCGAAAUUGAGGAAAGUUUUGGAAGGUAAGGCGAGGGUGAAUCGCCCCCGGAAGCUCGGGGAGAUUAGACUCCGAGGUUUCGAAGUCUCCACCACUGAGGAAGAGGUAGCGGAUUGCAUCGCCAAGGAAGGAGGAUGCUCAACUGCGGAGGCUGAGCUCCAAACGGGAAGGAUUAGGACCACUGCGGCUGGAUUUAGAUCCUUGUGGGCAAGAUGCCCCCUUAUGGUGGCGAAAAAAGUCGCUGAGGAGGAGCAGAUACCUGUAGGAUGGACCAGGAUGGGUUGGGGACCAAUUGGGGGCUCCGUCGCCAUAGUAUGGAAGGCAAAUGAGAAGUCGCCUCCCGCUGACAUAUUGGAAAGUGGGAGACACUUUGUCGUGAUCAGGUGGGGGACCCUGAUUGUGGUCGGGGUCUACCUCCCCCCAGCAAAGAGCCUGGGCCUACCUAGUUAUGGGUUGGCUUGA